AUGGAUAAACAGGUUGGUACCUGUUCUGAAUUGGAAAUAAUGCUACGGUCCUCCUUCUCUAGAAUGCGUCAGUCAAGCCUAAAAGUAACAUAUGGACCAUAUGAUAAUUAUAUUCCAGGUAAGAAGGAACCAAAGGAUAAAGGAUCAGUCUCAGAAUCCGAAGGUGAAAAAGCUGGUGAGAAGAAAGAGGCCAAAAAAGGUAAAAAGGAGACAAAGGAUAAACUGUUACUCUCAGAGUCUGAAGGUGAAAAACCUGGCCAGAAGAAAGAUGCCAAAAAAGGUAAGAAGGAACCAAAGGAUAAAGGAUCAGUCUCAGAAUCCGAAGGUGAAAAGGCUGGUGAGAAGAAAGAGGCCAAAAAAGGUAAAAAGGAGACAAAGGAUAAACUGUUACUCUCAGAGUCUAAAGGUGAAAAGGCUGGUGAGAAGAAAGAGGCCAAGAAAGGUAAAAAGGAACCAAAGGAUAAAGGGUCAGUCUCAGAAUCUGAAGCUGAAAAGGCUGCUGAGAAGAAAGAUGCCAAAAAAGAUAAAAAAGGGACAAAGGAAAAGGAGAAAGCAUCCUCAGAAUCUGAAAGUGAAAAGCCUGGUGGGAAGAAAGAAGCCAAAAAAGAUAAAAAAGGGACAAAGGAAAAGGAGAAAGCAUCCUCAGAAUCUGAAAGUGAAAAGCCUGGUGGGAAGAAAGAAGCCGAAAAAGGAAAGAAGGAGCCAAAGAGUUCCAAAGUUACACCUGCAGAUUCAGAAGCUGACAAGCCUGGUGAAAAGAAAGGAAACAAACUUACUAAAAAGCCUUCAAAGAUCAAAGAGACACCUGUAGAUUCUGAGAGUGAGAAGGGAGGUUUAAAGAAAGAGGGCAAGAAAGAAAUCAAGAAGAAGGAGUCUAAAAAGGAAAAGAAGGCAGGAGAUUCAAAGGAAGAUGCUAAGAAAGACAAAAAAGACAAGAAGAAAGACAAGAAAGACUCUGCAGGUGAUUCCCCUGAUUCAAAGAAGGAGGAAAAGAAGGCAAAGAAAGAGAAGAAGGGAAAGUAG
This is a messenger RNA of Alexandromys fortis (reed vole), 1023 nucleotides long. Its product is annotated as cylicin-2-like. Gene Ontology annotation, molecular function: structural constituent of cytoskeleton. The transcript is spliced from 3 exons. The record is from RefSeq and is a predicted model, not a curated record. Gene Ontology annotation, cellular component: nucleus. Bases 1 to 1023 code for a protein of 340 amino acids. Lineage: Eukaryota; Metazoa; Chordata; Mammalia; Rodentia; Cricetidae.